CCAUAAAGAGAAAAGAUGGGGUUUCCUUUGCGAUCGGGGAAUGCAAUAUAUACCAACUUAUAAUGCCAAAACUGAGCUGCUUACCAAAAUCUUGCCGCUCCGUCCGGUUUCCCGUCUUCGACUGCAAGGUUUGAAGCCAAACAAAACGCCAAGAUGUCAGAGAAAAAGAUGUCGUCGAGUCGCAAGCAUCACCUGAAGAGUUUGAUGCUGUCGAUCGCCAAAGGUUUACUGGAGGACGAAGAGAGGGAGCAAGAGGAGGAGAGGACAAGGUACAUGGAUGAGAACUGUCCUCCCGUGUCCAUGCCCAGGAGCAUGCAGGAGCUGCAGGAGCUGUGCCGCGAGAUCCACCACAAGAUCGACGUGAUUGACGAGGAGCGAUACGACCUGGAGAACAAAGUCAACAAAGCCAACAAAGAGAUUGACGACCUGAAGAUCAAAGUACAGGACCUGAUGGGCAAGUUCAAGAAGCCCGUCCUGAGGAAAGUGCGUAUGUCCGCCGACGCCAUGCUGAAGGCUCUGCUGGGCUCCAAACACACCGUCAACAUGGAACUGAGGGCCAACCUGAAGCAGGUCAAGAAGGAGGUGAAAGAGGAGGAUAAGGAACUGCGUGACAUUGGUGACUGGCGUAAAAACAUUGAAGACAAAGCCGGCAUGGACGGGAGGAAGAAGAUGUUUGAAGGCGAGGCUUAAAUCAAUGUCCCAUCAGCCCCCCCAAAAAACUGCAUCUGCUCUACCGGAUAUAUUAUCAGUUCCUGUUUUUUCAUUAACUGGUUUAUCCGGAAAACCGCUUAGAUAGCACAAAUACGUUUUUUAAACUGUAAGCUGUAGAAACCGAAUAAACAAGCAAC
This is a messenger RNA of Morone saxatilis (striped sea-bass), 848 nucleotides long. Its product is annotated as troponin I, fast skeletal muscle-like. The transcript is spliced from 7 exons. The coding region runs from base 154 to 690 and encodes 178 amino acids. The record is from RefSeq and is a predicted model, not a curated record. Gene Ontology annotation, biological process: muscle contraction. NCBI's taxonomy places the organism in Eukaryota, Metazoa, Chordata, Actinopteri, Moronidae. Gene Ontology annotation, cellular component: troponin complex.